AUGACCUGCAAUCCAAAUUGGCCUGAAAUCACUGGAUCAAUUUUACCAAAUGAGAAAUGGUUCGAUCGUCCAGACAUUACUGUUCGUGUUUUCAACGGAAAAGUGGAAGAAAUGAAAAAUUUACUAUUGAAAAAUAAAAUAUUUGGUCAAGUAACAUCUUUGAUUUGUGUAAUAGAGUUUCAAAAACGUGGUUUGCCACAUUUACACUUACUACUCAAUGUUUCAAAUCACUGUAAGCCAAGAGAAAUUGAACAAAUUGAUUCUGUUGUUUGCGCUGAAAUUCCUGACCCAGUAGCAGAUCCUGAGCUAUUCAACUUGGUAACUUCUCAUAUGAUCCAUGGUCCGUGUGGUAUUGUAGAUAACUCUUCUCAAUGUUUGGACGAUGAAGGUAACUGUACAAAAAAAUUUCCAAAACCAUACCAGGAGCAAACUCAGAUCAGUGAAAGGGGUUAUCCUCUCUAUCGACGCCAGAACACCAAUCAAAGAUACCCACACAGGACGGGUGGGGUCACUGUCGAUGUAGAUAACAGCUGGGUUGUUCCAUAUAAUAAAUUUCUUAUCAAGUAUUUCAAGUGCCAUAUAAAUGUGGAAAUUUGUUGUACCAUCAAAGCGAUGAAAUAUUUAUACAAAUAUGUUUACAAAGGUUAUGAUCAAUCAAACAUACGAGUAAUAAGUGAGGAUGAAAAUGGGGUUAUUGAUGAAAUUGAUACGUUUCUCAAAUCAAGAUACGUUGGCCCGACUGAAGCUGCUCAUCGUCUAUUUGCUCUUCCAAUGUACUUCAAUACACAUACAGUAGUAUCCUUACCAGUGCAUCUCCCAAAUCAACACUUCAUAACUUUUCAGGACACAAAUGAAUUAAACGCAGCAGCAGCAGCAGCAACCAGACACACCAAACUAACAGCUUGGUUUGAAUUGAACAAUCUUUAUGAUGAUGUUCCUAUUUAUCCUCAAGUGCCGACUCAAUUUGUUUGGUUUGAUAAUAAGUGGAAUAAAAGAGUUUACAGUGUGAGUGACGUUAUUGGAAGACUACACAUUGUCCCACCAAAUCAAUCUGAACGAUUUGCACUUCGCUUACUUUUAUUGAAUGUAGCUGGAGCUAAAAGCUUCAUUGAUUUACGAACACACAACAAUGAAAUUCAUGGAUCAUUUCAGUCUGCAGCCAGAUCACGUGGAUUAAUCGAAGAUGAUAGUGAGUGGGUAAAUUGUCUCCAGGAGUUGGUAACUGUUUGUUUUCCAAAACAACUGAGAGAAACUUUUUCUUACAUUUUGUUAUUCAGCAAUCCUGCAAAUGCUAAAGAACUUUUCGAACAAUUCAAAUCACACUUUUGUGAAGAUUUUCUUAGAGAAUUCAAUCAACAAGUUUCUGAAAAACUUGCCUUGGAUCAUAUUCAGAGCAUUCUCGAUGUUCAUCAAAAGUCUUUACAUGAAUUUGGAAUAGAACAUCACAAUAAUAAUGCCUCGGAUAUACAUGUUCCUAUGAGCUCAAGUCGAAGGCAAUCUUACUUGAAUGAGUCAAUUAAUUUUUACAAUAGUGCCAACAAUGAACAAAAAUUUUGUAUUGAUACCAUUCUCAAAACUAUCGAAAACACCAACCCCGAUACAUGGUCUAAGGCUUAUUUCAUCGAUGGUCCAGGUGGGACUGGUAAAACAUCAAUAUAUAAUUAUUUGAUAAAACAUUUAACCGCCAAUAACAAAACUGUCGUUGCUGUAGCUUGGACAGGUACUGCUGCGACAUUAUUGGUGAAUGGUAGGACUUCACAUUCCAGGUUUGGCCUACCACUAAACCUAAAUGAAACCUCCGUAUCUUCUAUCUCAGCUCAAAGUCAUAAGGCUGAAAUUUUGAGAUCAGCUGAACUUAUUCUCUGGGAUGAAGCUUCAAUGAUACCUAAUACAGCGCUCAAGAUAGUUAAUGAUCUAUUCAAAGAUAUUAUGUCAUCUGAAAAACCGUUUGGGGGUAAAACGAUUGUUUUAGGUGGUGAUUUUCGACAAAUAUUGCCAGUUUGUCCUCAUGGGGGCAAAAUUCCGACCCUGAAUCUAUCACUCAAGAAAUCUACACUUUGGCAAUAUUUUCAUAUUUUACGGUUAACGUUAAACAUGCGAGUGGAUGAUAAUGACAAUGCCUAUAGAUCUUUUCUAUUGGAAAUUGGAAAUGGAAGUUAUAACAACAUUUUACCACCCUAUGUUAUCUCAUUACCUUCAGAUAUCAUGAUUCCCGCCGAUGAUAAUCUUAUUGAUUAUAUAUAUGGAAACAAUCCUGAUAUUUUCACAAGAGAUCCAUUAUUUCUAACAGAUAGAGCUAUUCUCUGUCCAAAAAAUAUACAUUGUGAUGAAAUUAAUGAAAAAAUUGUUAAUAUGAUAAGUGGAGAAGAACAAACUUAUACAAGUUUGAAUACAGUUGUUGAUGAUGGUAGUGGGUCGAAUAUUAACUAUCCAACAGAAUAUCUUGACACUUUAGAAAUAUCAGGUUUACCUCCACAUAAAAUCAAGUUGAAAAAGGGUGUGGUUGUCAUUUUGUUGAGAAAUUUGAAUCUGAAUGCAGGUUUGACUAACGGAACUAGGUUAAGUGUAAAUGAAAUGUAUGCAAAUUCAGUUAAAUUUACAAUAAUUACUGGACAAGCAGCUGGCAAAGAAGUUUACUUACCAAAGAUGAAUUUGUUAUCAAAUGACCAAUCGCUUCCAUUUACCUUUAAGCGUAAACAACUUCCAAUUAAAGUAGCUUUUGCAAUCACCAUAAAUAAAGCUCAAGGACAAACACUGAAUAAAGUUGGUAUUUACUUACCUGAGCCUGUUUUCUCACAUGGUCAACUAUAUGUUGCUCUUUCUAGAGCUAAAAACUCACACAGUGUUAAAGUUCAACUCCCUUCUUCACGAGUAAACACAAUAGCUCGAAACUUAACUAACAAUGUUGUUUAUAAAGAAGUUUUAUCAUAA
Messenger RNA from Panonychus citri (citrus red mite), 2931 nucleotides. RefSeq lists its product as uncharacterized. Gene Ontology annotation, molecular function: DNA helicase activity. The record is from RefSeq and is a predicted model, not a curated record. Gene Ontology annotation, biological process: telomere maintenance; DNA repair. The transcript has a single exon. Bases 1 to 2931 code for a protein of 976 amino acids. NCBI's taxonomy places the organism in Eukaryota, Metazoa, Arthropoda, Arachnida, Trombidiformes, Tetranychidae.